AUGCAAGUAUUGCAAAAUAGUAUGCCGCAAUUUCUUGACGAUGCGGCAUAUCACAAUGCCCACAGCGAUAGUGAUAACAACAACAACUCAAGCAAUCGCAGUCUCGCGAACUCGCAAGGCGGCACAACCGAGCGACGCGUAAGGCGGCGUAUCAGCAGAGCCUGCGAUCACUGCAACGCCUCGAGGCGGAAAUGCGAUGGGAAGCGCCCAUGCGGUCAUUGUCUGCAUACCAGCAGCUUGUGCGAAUAUAAGCGUCAGGUAAGGAAGAGGGGUAAAGCAUCAAGCGCUCAGUCGAAGCAGCAGCAGCAGCAACAACAACAACAACAACCUACUGUACAAGAAGAGACCACCGAGCGUAUCCGAGUCGCAGCGAACGAGGAUUUCAGUCUGGCGACAUGUGAACAGGACAAUCCCGGCCUCGCGCCGACGACUAGCCAAGGCUUGCCGCUCUCGCAAUUAGAGGAUUACCAGAUAUUCAAUUUGGACUCCGGCUGGACCUUUGAAGACUUUGGGGAAGUUAUUUUUCAACCUCCGCCGGUGACUCAGGACAACGAUGCCGACAUUCGGACAAGGUCUAGAGGCUCGGCGGCAGAAUCUCUCGGCUCAAUAUCCAGACUUCCAAGAACGCAAAGGCCUCGUGCAAAUACGCCGGAUGUGUAUGGCGUUCAUUCAUUCGAAGCUAUGGACGAAGAUUCCGGGGGUGCCACCACGGCGGCUGAUUUGCCCUCGCCAACUAACCUUCUGAGCAUCAGCAGGUCUGGUAUGUUGGGUCCGAGUGAGGCAGCGGCAAUGGAGCAAAGGAAGCCUCAUUCUAUUCCUCGGUCUGCUAUCGAAAGGUCUCAGAGAAGUGGUGCCGGUGGUUUUCGAUAUCCAGUCUUGCAAGAUAUAAUCCCAUUUUUGCGCCCUCUGAUGCCUGAUUCUCUGGCAUACGACCUCUUAGAAGCUUAUUUUAGAGUAAAUCCUAUCACAAAUGCACAAUUGACCCCCUGUGCACCUUUUGUAUUUCGCAGACAAUCCUUCCUCCGCCAUGAACAACCCCGUCGCAGCACUCGAGCUUUACUUGCUAGUAUGCUCUGGCUUAGUGCGCAGACGGCAGACAUUCCAAUUCUCAACGCUAGCAUUGCGAGACGGAAGUAUGUGCGGCGGAAGCUGCUUGAGUUGACAACGAAUCUAUUGAAGCCGCUGAACGAGUUCUCGCUUGGCAGUGGCUUUCCGCAAAGUGCAAGAUCGUCUUCCGCUCAAGAUCGACCGUUAGAGGAGUUCAGUUCGCAUGGUGAUAUGAGCGACAGCGUAGACGAGAUUAUGGCCUAUGUUCACUUGGCUAUGGUUACGUCUGCUAGUGAAUUCAAAGGUGCAAGCUUGAGAUGGUGGAACGUUGCAUUCUCUUUAGCCCACGAGGCCAAAUUACACCAGGAAAUCCCCUUCAAUGGUAUGAGCGAUGCCGAAGGCUACGAUACUGACUCACCCUAUCCCCCCGAAUCCAGUCUUGGAGGGUCGCAGGAUUUCACACAUGCGCUCGAUGAGGAAAGAAAAGAGGAGCGUCAUAGAGUAUGGUGGUUUCUGUAUACUAUGGACAGACACCUCUCAUUCUCUUACAAUAAGCCCCUCUGCCUGUUGGACUCUGAAUGUCAGAAUCUCAAUCGCCCGUGCGACGAUACAAUCUGGCAGAGCGACCACGCUUACGAUCCAUCAGAAGCACAACCACUAGGCAAAGGGCCAUGGUUCGAAUGCACCGGUCCAACAUUCUUUGGGUUCUUCACGCCUCUCAUGGCCCUUCUCGGAGAAAUCGUCUACUUCGUGCAAGCUCAGAACCAUCCUCGCUUCGGCGUGUCUCAAAGCACUCUUCUCGAUUGGAAAAACUGGGAGAAGGGCAUUGAAGACCGUCUCAAGCUCUACCAACAGGGGCUAGAAGCGCUCCUAGGACCGCGAGACGACGCCGAACAAGGCAGCGCCGACUUCCAAGCCAGAAGAAACCUUGGAUCCAUCUCGAACCCAAGAAGAACACCAUCCAGCCCGGCCGCUGCUGCCGUGGCACCUGUCCAAAGUCGUAUUGCGUAUGCCUACAGCAAAAUCAUCCUGCACGUCCUCUUCAUCCUGCUAAUGGGGAAGUGGGAUCCGCACACUCUGCUCAACGUCUCCAACAGCUGGCUAUCUUCGGCCUCGUUCCGGAGAGCCAUCGCCCACGCAGUUGACGCCGCCAGCAGUGCCGAGCUGCUGCUCGACCUUGAUCCAGACGCACACUUUAUGCCGUUCUUCAUCGGCAUAUAUUUGUUUCAUGGCAGCAUGCUGAUACUGCUGGUUGCGGAUCGGGUCGGCCAUGAUGCUGCUCCAGCGAUUGUCCACGCUGCGGAUACAAUGGUUCGCGUACAGGAGACAGGCGCCAUUCGCAUGCCAGCUGAGUAUCAGACUCUCUUCGUCUCUGUGCUGCGAACGGCGCUGAUGGAGAUGCAAGGCCGCACGCUUUUUGUCUCGGACGAUUCUUCCUCGAGGAGGAGGCAGGUGUUGAGACAGUACAGGUGGACAGUCGAGGGACGAGGGCUGGCUUGCUAG
Talaromyces atroroseus is the source of this 2550-nucleotide messenger RNA. RefSeq lists its product as hypothetical. Gene Ontology annotation, molecular function: zinc ion binding; DNA binding; DNA-binding transcription factor activity, RNA polymerase II-specific. Bases 1 to 2550 code for a protein of 849 amino acids. The record is from RefSeq and is a predicted model, not a curated record. NCBI's taxonomy places the organism in Eukaryota, Fungi, Ascomycota, Eurotiomycetes, Eurotiales, Trichocomaceae. Gene Ontology annotation, biological process: DNA-templated transcription; regulation of DNA-templated transcription. The transcript has 3 exons.